CUCUUUUCAUUAUUUCCGAGAAUCAGGAACCAAGGAGAAUUGAUUUAUUACAUUCAUAAUCGGCGAAGAAAGCAUGCAAAUCUAGUUAUCAUGACUUGUUAUAUUCGAGAGAAAUUUCUGUGAGCUUUCAACCUUGGUCUUUGACAUCAUCACAUCAAGAAAUCCACUUAUCUUCCGACUCAACCUUUUCCUGAUAAAUUAUCUCAGAUUUGAAAUUACCAGUUAUUAGUGCUGCACGUGGUUAUUAGCCACCUUUAUUUCGCUGAACGCCAUUCUAGGCUGAUUCCUGAAUUAAUUCGUUGUAUUUUCUACAUUUUUCUUCUCAUUGUAAUCCAGAAAAAUGCAAAGUUUACGCAAUCGUGCUCAGUUUUGUUGGAGCUGGAUCAAAGAACGUUGCAAAGAUCUUUGGUCCAGGUUGACUUGGUUUGCGAUGAGUUUGUUAGAUUUGUGCGGUUUAACAUCAGCCUUUAGCAAAUCGGAAGCAACUGAGAAGAGUUGUGAUAUCAAGCGUGGUGUUGCUACUGGUGAAGUGAUCGUUGAAUUGAGGCCAGGCUAUUUAACACGAAUGAGUGAUAAUACCAAGAAGAUAUCUAGUGGUGCUGGCAUCGGAACACAGGUUCAUAAGGUGAUAAUGGUUGGUACCGGUGGUGUCGGCAAGUCAGCGUUGACUUUACAGUUCAUGUAUGAUGAGUUCGUAGAAGAAUACGAACCAACAAAAGCAGAUUCAUAUCGAAAGAAAGUUGUACUGGAUGGUGAGGAAUGCUUAAUCGACAUUCUAGAUACCGCUGGUCAAGAAGAUUACUCGGCAAUCAGAGAUAAUUAUUACCGAAGUGGUGAAGGAUUUAUUUGCGUAUUUUCGAUAACCGAUACAGAAUCUUUCGAAGCAACAAACGAAUUCAGGGAGCAAAUAUUGCGCGUUAAAAAUUCUGCUAUGGAUUCAUCAAUUCCAAUAAUAUUGGUUGGAAAUAAGUCGGAUUUGACGAAUGAACGUUCAGUAAUGCAAUUACACGCACAACAAAGAGCCGAGCAGUGGAAUGUACCGUAUAUUGAAACGUCUGCCAAAAACAGGACAAAUGUUGAUAAAGUAUUUUAUGAUUUGAUGCGUGAAAUAAAGCGGAGAAAAGGCGGUACGCUGAAAGGAAAUGCUUCCGGUGGUGAUGCGAUACCUCGCGACAAAUUUCGAAAGAAAAAGCGAUGCGAUAUAUUAUAAUAUCUUUGAAAUACUAAUAAUAAAUUCCCUUAUGGGAUGAGAGACUUUUCAUAAAACUUAUGGGAAAAUUUAUGGAGAUGUCUCGAGGUUUUCUUUUAAAAUUUGCUUAUUGGAGUUUCGUUCACUUUCUAUUGAAGACGUUGCAUAUCACUAGCGACAUACUCUAUCAUUAUAUUCUAUUUAUAAAACUCGAUAAUUUUAACAAACUUAUCCAUUCGUUUUUUUUUGGUAAUAGUUACAAUAGUUUUUACACUGUUUCCUUUUUAGCAAAC
Loa loa (African eye worm) is the source of this 1482-nucleotide messenger RNA. Its product is annotated as RAL-1 protein. Gene Ontology annotation, biological process: Ras protein signal transduction. Lineage: Eukaryota; Metazoa; Nematoda; Chromadorea; Rhabditida; Onchocercidae. Gene Ontology annotation, cellular component: plasma membrane. Bases 341 to 1210 code for a protein of 289 amino acids. The record is from RefSeq and is a predicted model, not a curated record. The transcript is spliced from 6 exons. Gene Ontology annotation, molecular function: GTPase activity; GTP binding; GDP binding.